This is a messenger RNA of Lemur catta (Ring-tailed lemur), 2273 nucleotides long. RefSeq names its product galectin 3 binding protein (gene LGALS3BP). The transcript has 6 exons. NCBI's taxonomy places the organism in Eukaryota, Metazoa, Chordata, Mammalia, Primates, Lemuridae. Gene Ontology annotation, cellular component: membrane; extracellular matrix. The coding region runs from base 190 to 1965 and encodes 591 amino acids. Gene Ontology annotation, molecular function: protein binding. The record is from RefSeq and is a predicted model, not a curated record.
UUCUAGAAAUCGAAACUAGACUCAGUUUUCUGAAGCAUUUCCUGGGAUCAGUCUGGUCACACCCGACUCGGGGAGGGUUUCCUGGGUUGAGAGACUGGUCCACAGAGGGCCCUGCAGCAGAAAGGUAGGAGCCUGCAGGACUCCCAUCGACAGCUGCCUCCCUCAGGACCGGAGCUUCCAGGCAAGGCCAUGGCCCUCCCUCGGCUCUUCUGGAUGUGGCUGCUGGUCGCAGGGACUCAAGGCGUGAACGACGGUGACAUGCGGCUGGCCGACGGGGGCGCCGCCAACCAGGGCCGCGUGGAGAUCUUCUACAGAGGCCAGUGGGGCACCGUGUGUGACAACUUGUGGGACCUGACCGAUGCCAGCGUCGUGUGCCGGGCCCUGGGGUUCGAGAACGCCACCGAGGCUCUGGGCAGAGCCGCCUUUGGGCAAGGAACGGGCCCGGUCAUGUUGGAUGAGGUCCAGUGCACGGGGACCGAACCCUCACUGGCCGACUGCAGGUCCCUGGGCUGGCUGAAGAGCAACUGCAGGCACGAGAGGGACGCCGGCGUGGUCUGCACCAACGAAACCAGAGGCAGCCACACUCUCGACCUCUCCUGGGAGCUCUCUGCCGCGCUCGGCCAGAUCUUCGACAGCCAGAGCGGCUGUGACCUGUCCCUCCAGGUGCAGGUGGAGGAGGAGGAGGUGCUGGACCUCUGUGCCCACACCCUGAUCCUGACCUCCAACCCCGAGGCCCAGGCCCUGUGGCAGGAGCCGGGCAGCAAAGUCAGCAUGAGCGUGGACGCCGAGUGCACGCCCGUGGUCAGAGACUUCCUCAGGUACUUCUACUCCCGGAGGAUCGACAUCUCCCUGUCGUCGGUCAAGUGCUUCCACAAGCUGGCGUCCGCCUACGGGGCCACGCAGCUGCAGGAAUACUGUGCCAGCCUCUUCGCCAGCCUCCUGCCCCAGGACCCCUCUUUCCGGACGCCCCUGGACCUCUACGCCUACGCACUGGCCACCAAGGACCCCCUGCUGGAGGAGCUCUGCGUGCAGUUCCUGGCCUGGAACUUCGAGGCCCUGACGCAGGCUGAGGCCUGGCCCAGCGUCCCCACAGCCCUGCUCCAGGUGCUCCUCCCCAAGAGCGAGCUGGCUGUGCCCAGCGAGCUGGCCCUGCUGAAGGCCCUGGACGCCUGGAGCCAGGAGCAGCGCACCUCCCGCGAGGAGGUGGAGGGCCUGCUGGAGAUGGUCCGCUUCCCGAUGAUGCGGCCCGAGGACCUCUUUGAGCUGCAGUUCAACCUGUCCCUGUACCGGGCUCACGAGGCCCUGUUCCAGGGGAAGACCCUGCAGGCCCUGGAGUUCCACACCGUGCCCUUCCGGCUGCUGGCCCAGUACAGAGGCCUGAACCUCUCCGAGGACGCGUACAAGCCCCGGAUUUACACCUCGCCCACCUGGAGCGCCUCCGUCACGGCCAACUCCUGGAACUCGUGGCGGUCCCAGCUGGCCUACCAGCCCACACGGGGGCUUCCGUUCGAUUAUUCUUACGGCGCGGUUUACACCCGCGCCUCCUCCAGCUACAGGUAUUCCCCCUACCAGUCCUUCCAGACCCCUCCCCACCCCAGCUUCCUCUUCCAGGACAAGAGCGUGUCCUGGUCCCUGGCCUACCUCCCCACGGUGCAGAGCUGCUGGAACUACGGGUUCUCCUGCUCCUCGGACGAGCUCCCCGCCCUGGGCCUCUCCAAGUCUGGCUACUCAGACCCCACCAUUGGCUACGAAAACAAAGCCCUGGUGCUUUGUGAAGGGCGCUUCGUGGCAGACGUCACUGAUUUCCAGGGCCCCAAGGCCAUGAUCCCCAGUGCCCUGGCCACCAACAGUUCCAGGAGCACCUCCCUCUUCCCCUGCCCAACGGGGUCCUUCAGCAGCUUCCGGGUGGUCAUCCGCCCCUUCUACCUGACCAACUCCACGGGCGCGGACAACACGCCGUGGUAGGGACUGGGCCAGGCACACCCCAGGCCGCGCCACGGGCUGCCCCUCCCCUGCCUCCUUCCUCUCUGCAUCCACCUUCGACAACCGGCCACCAGAUGUCCCCCUGCUUCCCCAAUCUCCCUGAGCUUAAAGAAAUUACUGGAAGGUUUCAGCUGUCGUUCUCCAUUAGUCCUAGUUCUCCCCCUGCCCACUGGGGUCCAGGUUGGGAAGCAGCCAGGCCCGCGCCAGGCCACCGUGGGCUCCCCCGGCCCCUUUCAGCCACCAGCCUCCACUGUCACCGGCCUGAGGUCAUUAAAAUCCCCUUGCAGUUC